AUGAAGCAGACCGCGGUCCUGUACCCCGGCGCCGGCGUCGGUCACGUUCGCCCCAUGGCAGAGCUCGCCAACGUCUUUCUCAAGCACGGCUACGACGUCACCAUGGUACUCGUCGAGCCGCCCUUUAAGUUGUCAGACUCCGGCACCACUGCCAUCGACCGCAUUGCCGCCUCCAACCCGUCCAUCUCCUUUCAUGUCCUCCCAUCCCUCCUUGCUCUAGACUUUGCGGCCCCAGGCAAGCACCCUUUCUUACUCAUGCUCCAGCUCUUGCACUAUUACAACGAGCAGUUCGAAGCAUUCCUCCGCGCCAUCGACCGGAAAAGCUUGCACUCUGUUGUUCUCGACAUGUUUUGCAUCGACGCCACCGAUGUUUGCGUGAAGCUCGGCGUCCCGGUCUACACGUUCUUCGCCGGGAGCGCCUCAUGCCUGUCAGCCCUAACCCAGCUCCCGGCAUUUAUUGCCGGCAGGCAGACAGGUUUGAAGGAACUUGGGGACACACCCCUCGAUUUCGUCGGCGUUCCGCCGAUGCCAGCGUCUCAUCUCAUCAAGGAACUGUUGGAGCACCCCGAAGAUGAGAUGUGCAAGGCCAUGAUGAACAUCUGGAAGCGCAACACAGAGACCAUGGGCGUUCUGCUGAACACGUUCGAGUCGUUGGAGAGCCGGGCAGUCCAGUCUUUGAAGGGCCCGCUUUGCGUUCCCGAAAGGAUCCUGCCUCCGAUCUACUGUGUCGGUCCAUUGGUCGGCAAGGGCGCCAAGGAUGAGGACAAAGCAGAGAGGAACGAAUGCCUCGAGUGGCUCGACGCACAGCCCGACCGCAGCGUCGUGUUUCUCUGUUUGGGGAGUAAGGGCACGCUCUCGGCCGAACAACUCAAGGAGAUAGCCGUUGGCUUGGAUAGGUCAGGGCAGCGGUUCCUAUGGUCCGUGCGCAUGCCUGCGGGCCUCGAGCUGGAACUUGACGCGCUCCUGCCUCAAGGGUUCUUAGAGCGGACCAGGGGCAGGGGCCUGGUCAUCAAGUCGUGGGCGCCGCAGAUGGACGUGCUCGGCCAUAGGGCAACCGGUGCGUUCGUGACGCACUGCGGAUGGAACUCGGUACUGGAGGCCAUUGUGGCUGGGGUGCCGAUGUUGUGCCUGCCGCUGGAAGCGGAGCAGAAGAUGAACAAGGUGUGUAUGACAGAGGACAUGGGCGUCGCUGUGGAGCUGGAGGGAUACAUGACAGGAUUUAUCAAGGCAGAUGAGGUGGAGGCCAAGGUGCGGCUGGUGAUUGAGGGCAAGGAAGGUAGUCAGCUCAGGGCCCGGCUAGCUGCUCUCAGGGAAGAGGCAGAGGCAGCCCUGCAGGAAGGGGGCUCGUCGCAGGCGGCGUUUGCCCAGUUUCUGUUGGAUGUGGAUAAUCUUGAAAGGCAGCUCAGCGAAUGA
This is a messenger RNA of Triticum turgidum subsp. durum (durum wheat), 1413 nucleotides long. Lineage: Eukaryota; Viridiplantae; Streptophyta; Magnoliopsida; Poales; Poaceae. The record is from the annotation of a GenBank genome assembly.